AUGGGUGUACCAGCGUUUUAUAGAUGGUUAAUCAACAAAUAUCCUGAAGUCAUUGAAGAUGCAAACACCAACACUACUCCAACUGUGGAAUAUGAUCAUCUUUAUCUUGACAUGAACUCCAUUAUCCACCCAUGUUUUCAUCCCAACGAUGAUAACAUCUACACUUCUCCUCCAACAACAUUUGUGGAAGUGUUUGCAAAUAUAUUUGACUACAUUGAUCACCUUGUUGCCAUUGUUAAACCUCGCAAGCUACUCUACAUGGCUAUCGAUGGAGUAGCUCCACGGGCCAAAAUGAAUCAGCAAAGGACCAGACGUUAUAGAACUGCUAAAGAUGAUGAAAUGCUUGAAGCUGAGGAGAAGAGACUGAGGAAACAAUUUGAAAUGGAAGGAAAACAAGUUGUUCCUAAGCAAGAAUGUGAAGUGUCGGAUUCUAAUAUAAUCACACCAGGAACUGAGUUCAUGCAUCAACUCUCAAAGGCUCUUAAAGCCUACAUCUCUUCAAGAAUAUCCUCUGAUUCAUUAUGGAAGGAUAUUAUGGUAAUUUUAUCUGAUGCUAAUGUUCCUGGAGAAGGGGAACAUAAGAUUAUGUCAUUCGUUAGAAAACAGCGCGGACUUUCUGAUUACAAUCCCAACACUGUCCACUGCUUAUAUGGCUCGGAUGCUGAUCUUAUAAUGCUUGGACUGUCAAGCCAUGAGCCUCAUUUUUCAAUUUUAAGAGAGCUUUUGCAUAUUUGGUUGUUGAGGGAAUAUCUUGAACUUGACAUGAAGAUACAAGAUCCUCCCAAAAAUUUCAUCGUUGAUUUUGAGCGGAUUGUUGACGAUUUUAUCUUCAUUUGUUUCUUCGCUGGAAAUGAUUUUCUUCCUCAUUUGCCAUCUUUGGAUAUUUUUGAAGGGUCUAUUGAUUUACUUAUGACUGUUUACAAGCAAGAGUUUCAUAAACUUGGAGGAUAUCUUGUCGACAUAAAUAAGAUUGGUGAGAAACAUAGUGCUUUUGUGAAGCUAUCAAGAGUUGAAAAAUUCAUACUUAUGGUUGGUACAUAUGAAGAAAAAAUCUUCAAUAGAAGAAGUGCAAUUAGAGCCAAGAAACUGAGAAGGCUUAUUAGUGAUCAUGAAAACUUAAAGCAAAACAAACAUGACGCGUGUAAUUUCUUCGAUAUUGAGAAUGAAAAUAGUUCAGAUUGUGCUCUUCGCAUUGCGAAACCAGCAACUUCCAAUAAUGUUUUUGCUGUGUCUGAUGAAGAAAUAUUGAAAAACACAAAUGAUUUAAAGGAGGAGUUGAAGAAAUGCAUUAAAGCUAAAGGGGACUUGUUUAAGAGUGGAGAUUUCUUGGCUGACAAGAUAAAAUUGGGAACCGUUGGCUUUAAAGAAAGAUAUUAUAAGGAGAAAUUUUCUGUGGAUGGUUCCACCAACAUUGAGAUAAAAAGAAAAGAAGUAGUGCAGAAGUACACAGAAGGAUUGUUGUGGGUUCUUGAGUAUUAUUUUUCAGGAGUUGCUUCAUGGACAUGGUUUUAUCCAUUCCACUAUAGUCCAUUUGCUUCAGACUUUAAGGGCAUGGGUCAAGUGAGAGUAAAAUUUGAGAAAGGUGUUCCAUUCUUGCCUUUUGAUCAACUCUUAAGUGUUCUUCCUCAAAGGAGUGCUCGUGCACUUCCUGAAGCUUAUGCACAGUUGAUGUUAGAUGAUCAUUCUAAAAUAUUUGACUUGUUUCCUCAGCAAUUCGAAGUUGACAUAGAAGGAAAGCGCUUCAGGUGGAUGGGCGUAUGCAAACUUCCAUAUAUGGAUGAAAGAAGGCUUUUGGCUGAAACCAGACAACUCAUAAAUGGAUUAUCUGAAAAUGAAGCAAUGAGAAACUCUGUUGAAGUUGAUAGGUUGUUUGUUAGUAAGAGUCUUAAGUUGGCGGAAAAAAUUUGCUCACUAAGUUCAAACAAGUUAGAUACGACCAUAAGCAGUGAUGGCAUUGGAGGCAUCAUAAGUCUUUGUCACAAGUGUGUUGAGCACAACAAACAAGAAGAUUUUGUUUUCUGUGUCAAAUACGAGUUACCUGUGAAUAGUACAAGUCAUUGUCAUCAUUUGCUAUUUGGUGUAAACCUUCCUCAAAAGACAAUUGUUGAAAACGACAUAAAUGAAACGGUUCUGUGGCACGAGCAUCAACAAUAUCCUAAUCGUUUUGAAAGGUCAAAUAAUCAAGACAAUUGGAGAAGUUCAAACAAAGAGGCUAGUACUUCAAGGUUUCCAACUAAUAGAACUGCGUUUGGUGGAAGAAGCUCUUCACAAAAUGCACCUCCUGAAUUCAUCUACAAAGCUGGAGGUGUUGGAUGGGGUUCAGGACGAGGUCGAGGACGAGGACAGAAUUCUAAUAGUGUGUAUUCUGGGAAGAAUGUUACUUCUAAUUCCAAUAACUCAUUACAGUCUCAAUGGAGUGAGUCAAAGGAUAAGAGUCGUUGGUAA
Messenger RNA from Vicia faba (fava bean), 2445 nucleotides. The record is from the annotation of a GenBank genome assembly. NCBI's taxonomy places the organism in Eukaryota, Viridiplantae, Streptophyta, Magnoliopsida, Fabales, Fabaceae.